AUGGACAAUAUGAUAACUAAUGCCCUUGGGUUUAAUACGCCGAUUUAUGUGCCAAAUGAUGUCGACGACCCUGCUGAUGAUGAAUAUGACGCUGAUGUUAACGUCGAGAGACCAAAUGAGGAAGCCCAGCGAUUUUUUGAUCUUUUGAAAGAGACAAAUACACCGUUGUGUGAAGGCUCCCGAGACUCAAAGUUAACGGUGUGUAUUAGACUUUUGGGUAUCAAGUCUGAAUGUCUUGUUUCAGAAUACACCAUGGACUUGAUAACAAAACUGAUGUUGGAUAUAACAAUAGACCGUCCUCUUGAUUUGCCAAAAAAUUAUUACGAAGCAAGACAAUUGGUUGCAAAGUUAGGACUCGGAGCGAAGAUAAUUGACUGUUGUGUUAACGGGUGUAUGUUGUACUAUAGCAACGAAUUUGGUGUAGAUGACGGUGCAUUACUUGAAUGUAAAUUUUGUCAAGAACCAAGAUAUCGUGUAACAAGAAAUUCACGGUCAGUCAGAAGGAAGCCAAUCCCAAGAAAGGCGAUGUUCUAUUUACCCAUAAUACCAAGGUUGCAAAGGUUGUAUGCAUCGAUGCAAACUGCCAGUAAAAUGACAUGGCAUCGUGAAAACUAUGAAAGGAGAAAAAUGUCAGAUGGAUUUACACCAUAUACUCAAGUAUCAGCCACUCCAUAUUCAUGUUGGCCUGUUCUGGUUACCCCGUACAAUCUUCCUCCUGAUAUGUGCAUGUCAAAACCUUACAUGUUUUUAGCCGCUGUAAUACCAGGCCCAUCUAGUCCAACUGUUGGUAUUGAUAUCUAUUUACAACCUUUGAUUGAUGAUUUGAAGAGAUUGUGGAACGGUGUUGCGACGUAUGAUAUCAACCAAAAACGAAAUUUCAAUAUGAGAGGAGCUUUGAUGUGGACCAUUAAUGAUUUUCCUGCAUAUGGGAUGUUGUCUGGAUGGGGGACACAUGGUAAACUAGGAUGUCCUAUUUGCAUGAUGGACACCAAAGCGUUUUGGUUAGAAAACGGUGGGAAGGCUACUUGGUUUGACUGUCAUCGUCGGUUCUUGCCUACUGAUCAUCCGUUUAGAAGAAAUAAAAAUGGUUUUGUUCAUGGUGACACCGAGACUCGUGAUCCACCAGAUUAUUUGACAUCCCGACAAGUCUGGAACAAAGUGAAAGAUAUUCCAAAGGUUGAGGUUGUAGGUGGUGUUGCAUCUAAACCGCGUGGUUAUGGACAAACACACAACUGGACAAAAAGAAGAAAAACGAAAGAUAAUGACAACGCGAGGAGAGACAUAGGGUUGUAUUGCAAACGUAACGAACUGUUGUUGGUGGAGACAUCUAACGGCAAACUUCUUAAACCUCGUGCAAACUAUACUUUAUCUCCUGAAGAAGCAAAAUCUGUUUGUCGAUGGGUAAAAGAAGUGAAGAUGCCGGACGGUUAUUCGUCGAAUUUGGCGAGAUGCGCUGAUGUUGACCAUGGAAGGAUGCGUGGGAUGAAAAGUCAUGAUUGUCAUGUUUUUUUCCAGACUUUACUUCCGAUUGCAUUUAGUUCUUUACCCCAACAUGUAUUGAAUCCGCUUAUUGAAAUCAGUCAAUUUUUCAAGAAUCUGUGUUCGACAACGCUAAGAGAGGCUGAUCUCAUCAAGAUGGAAAAUGACAUUCCACUGAUCUUGUGUAAGUUGGAGAGAAUAUUUCCUCCUGCCUUGUUUGAUUCUAUGGAGCAUGUUGUGGUGCAUCUUGCAUACGAGGCUAGGCUUGGUGGGCCGGUUCAAUAUAGAUGGAUGUACCCGUUCGAAAGGUUCAUGGGUUAUGCAAAACGUGCCGUGAAAAACAAAGCUAGGGUCGAAGGCUCAAUUUGUGCAACAUACUUACACCGCGAAACAAUUUACUUUUGUUCGCAUUACUUCAAAGACACGUUGUCAUCAAGCCAUAUUCGCAAUGAAACUGAAACAUCUCGGCCUGUGAGAAUUCACCCAUUAAACAUGUCAAUAUUCAGCUUGCCUGGUCGUAAUGGUGGUGGUGAGAAAGUGUUGUAUCCUGGUGACAAAGUUCUCUAUUCGGCGCAUGUUCACUUGCUGAUUAAUUGCAAUGAAUUCGAGCCAUAUUUACAGUGA
Trifolium pratense (red clover) is the source of this 2103-nucleotide messenger RNA. RefSeq lists its product as uncharacterized. NCBI's taxonomy places the organism in Eukaryota, Viridiplantae, Streptophyta, Magnoliopsida, Fabales, Fabaceae. The transcript is spliced from 3 exons. The record is from RefSeq and is a predicted model, not a curated record. Bases 1 to 2103 code for a protein of 700 amino acids.